UAAACGUGAUGGUUAGGGAAUUUUAAUUAUACCACUUGUGAAAAUCUCCGUUGAUUACCUUAUUUCGAGUCUUUCACCUUUGGCCAGGUCAACAUUCAUUGAACUUAUCAAGGAGCGGCGAUAUAAAUUUUUAGAUGUUAUUUCGUAUAGAAAUCUCAAACUUAAAUUGGACAACCACGAGCUCAGUUAUGCUCUAUAUAACAGGCUUAACAUUCCUUUUUUACCAUAUAAAUGCAGCAAAUGUCAUACUGAUGAUUACAAUAUGGCGCUUCAUCCUUUACAUUGCAAUCAUAAUCCCGGUCGACAAAUUCGGCACUCGAGGUUCGAUCUCUUACAAUUAGGUCAGCUGGUUUUCCUACCUUAUUGGAGCCUUCUGGUCUCUUCUCAUAUGGUAUGCGUCCGAUGGAGUUUCACGAAUUCCAUGGUUACAAGGAAAGUUUCUACAUGGGAUCAUGAUUGAAGGUAUUCUAUUAAGAAGAGGAACAUUACUAUUUUCCGAAGAAGUGUACGCUGCAACUCUUUUAAAUAAUUGUAGAAGUACUCUUUGCUCUUAUUGUUUCACAAAGAACAAGCUUUUUUAUUGCAUGGGCUGUAGAUUACAUAGAUACUGUAACAAGGAAUGCCAAGCAAAGGAUUGGAUUGAUCAUAAAAAUGAAUGUAAAAUAUUUAGAAGAAUACCUAUGGAAGAUCGCGUCCAAUUUGAUUACCAUAUUCACCUCAUAAUUCGCAUAAUUUUCAAGCUUGAACGCGAAUCAACUAAGAACCCAGAAAAAUUGAUAUCUUAUUGCAAUGAAAAAAUUAAAUUGAACAAAUACAAGUUCAUGGAUUUAAAGGAGCACUUUCUUGAGGAAAUGAAGAUUUCCGGUUCCAAAAUAACUUCUCUUCUUGAAUUAAUCAAAGAUUCAUUGCCCAAGGCAAUAUUGGAUAAAUAUGAGUACACAAUGCCCCAUAUAUGGUGCAAGAUUACGACUAAUUCAUUUUAUAUCAGGGACGAACACCGGCAAGAAAUAGGUGUCGGAAUUUUCCUCAAUUCUUCAAAGUAUAAUCAUAACUGUGUCCCAAACGGAAUUAUUAUAUCUAACGGAAGGACGCAACACUUGGUUUUGAUUGAAGAUCUUUACUUGCCCAAUGCAAAUGACCUGGAAAAAUAUGUGCGUAUUUCAUACAGGAAUCCGUUAGCCACAACCUAUGCUAGACAACUUAUCUUUAAAAACACUUACAAUUUUACCUGUGAUUGCUCAUUGUGUUGCCCAGAUAAGACCCAAAAUCAAUCAUCUAAUAGCAUGGAGGACGAAUUUAUAAUAGAUAUAACAGAUGAAUGUCUACCAAAAUAUGACUUUCAAGAAUCUAAUUCUGAUCUCGAACAAUUACAAUCUUAUCAAGAACUCUAUUUUAAUGGAUAUCUAACUAAGAAGAUUCUAUCUUUUGGUCAGAAGUCGAAUGCUAUAUCAUUUCCGGUUUCAAUGAAUAUAGUUUACAACACCAUCUUGCAGAAACAAUUAGAGGCUAAUAUGAUAGUUGUGCGACAAAAUAUUACAAAACCUGACGGAGAGGCAAUGAUCAACUUCAAAAUAACGUAUGAAAUGUGCAGAGCUUUGGAAAAUGGACAUAUUUUGAAGAAAAAUUAUGGUAAAUAUAGUGUCUAUUUAGCUAUUCAUUGGUAUAGGAUGGCUGUAUUGUCGAAAGUAUUAGAUUACAAUCCCGACCUAAUCAUUUACAAAAAUAAAUGUUUAGAGAUUUUGGAUGCCGCCUAUCCUUUGACUCAAUUAAAUGAACCUAUGAUCAAUAGAUCUAUUAUUGGUACUAUGAGGAAAUUUUAUUUGCCUGAAAUCUAUCCCAAAUAA
Messenger RNA from Gordionus sp. m RMFG-2023, 1844 nucleotides. RefSeq names its product histone-lysine N-methyltransferase SMYD3-like. The record is from RefSeq and is a predicted model, not a curated record. Lineage: Eukaryota; Metazoa; Nematomorpha; Gordioida; Chordodea; Parachordodidae. The transcript is spliced from 11 exons. Gene Ontology annotation, cellular component: nucleus. The coding region runs from base 453 to 1844 and encodes 463 amino acids.